Messenger RNA from Echinococcus granulosus, 603 nucleotides. Its product is annotated as RING finger protein. Gene Ontology annotation, molecular function: metal ion binding. The record is from RefSeq and is a predicted model, not a curated record. Lineage: Eukaryota; Metazoa; Platyhelminthes; Cestoda; Cyclophyllidea; Taeniidae. The transcript is spliced from 4 exons. The coding region runs from base 1 to 603 and encodes 200 amino acids.
AUGUGGGCGGCUUGUUCCUCCCCAUAUUUCGCCUAUAAUGUGAGCUGCACGGCAGCGGAGAUAGUUCAAGACACCAAAGAUUUCCUAAAACAGAAAGUUUGUUUGGAAAACAAAGUGAAUUCUCUCUCAUCCUCCGUUGUUGAAGCCAUGGUGUUAGACGCCAAUAGAGUAAUCUUGACCCUGCGACAAUUUUAUGUCCUCUAUCAGGAGAUCAAGCGUUUCAGCCAAAUCCCUGCUGAAACACCGGGCAGGGAGUCUGGACCUCUCCCGGAUGAAGCAUGCCUUCUGUGCUGUGACGCCUGUCCCUCCGCAAUUCUACCCUGUGGUCACAAUUUCUGUCGAAAGUGUAUCGACGAGUGGCUUAAGGCCUCCUUCGUGCUGCCCCCAGAACGCCACGAAUCCUUCACCACGAGACGAUAUUCGCGUCCAGCUACGCUGAAGAAUCGACAGCAGUGCCCCCUUUGCCGUGGACCCUGUCCACGUAGCACCGAAGCCUGGGACAUGCUUGGUCGUCCAGAUGACUUUGAAUGUCGAAGGGAGAUGUCCCGUGUCCUACUUAAUCUCAUUUAUAACGCCGGAACCCUACCUCAUCCUGACCACUAA